CAGUCCUCCAGUUUCAUGUCAUACGAGAAUGUCAACUUAACAUGGUCAUGCCCAUACCCAUUUUAGUUUACUUCUAAUGUGAUUGAAUUGGGCUUUUGAUAAACUGUUGUAACUUGUUCUCUAGGCUAAGGUCUAGUGUUUUCAACCAACAAUCAUGGCCGAUGUCAAUAUCAGCCAGAGUCUGAAAGACUUUAUGUCACGACCUAAGAAUGAAACUUCAUCUUCAGCCAAAUAUUCCCUACUUAGCACCAACUGGUUUUCAUCCUCCGAAGACAUAGAAGACAAACCUCAGACGGAGGUAGCUAAUGGAUGGUUUGCUGAUGCACAGUCUGACCCCUUGUGUCCUAGUCUUUCAAAGAAACAGAGGAUCCUUGGCUUCAUCGUCUGCCUAUUGAUGGGAACGUUUUGCUUCAGUUUGGCCAGUCUCUACAUCCCCUUCCUAGUAUUGAAGGCCCGCAAGUUUGCACUCUUGUACUCCAUGGGAAGUCUCUUUGUGAUAUCUAGUUUUGCUUUGUUGUGGGGACCUGUUCAUCAUGUAAAGCAUCUAUUUUCCUUGAGCCGGUUACCAUUCACCUUGACCUACUUCGGGACCAUGUUCGCCACAUUGUACUUCUCUUUGUGGGUGAAGAGUACAGUUUUCACUGUCAUUUUUGCUGUUGCACAAGUCGUUGCUUUGAUAUGGUAUGUGGUGAGCUACAUCCCAGGAGGACAGACGGGUCUCAAGUUCUUCACCAGUAUAUUCUACGCAGCCGCCUCAAAGACAGUGGGCAAAACUCUGCCGGUUUAGUGAAACACUCGGAAGUUUGACAUGUAGGGAGGACUCCUCGGCCUUCCCUUUCCUUCACACCAGCAUAGCUGCCAAUCAGGAUGUUAAAAAAACCCUGUAUUUAUUACGGUACGGUUUUUGAGAGUUUGAGUAUAGAAGUCCGUUUUUGUGUUGAAAAAUACGCCUUCUCAGUCUGCUUGUAUUGCUCCUCACGCACUUGCAGAUUCUGAUGAAAGAUUAUGAACUAUUAAGACUAAGUUUGUGAUUCAUGA
Aplysia californica (California sea hare) is the source of this 1038-nucleotide messenger RNA. RefSeq names its product protein transport protein SFT2. NCBI's taxonomy places the organism in Eukaryota, Metazoa, Mollusca, Gastropoda, Aplysiida, Aplysiidae. The record is from RefSeq and is a predicted model, not a curated record. The transcript is spliced from 6 exons. Gene Ontology annotation, biological process: vesicle-mediated transport. Gene Ontology annotation, cellular component: membrane. Bases 155 to 787 code for a protein of 210 amino acids.